GACGGUGGAGAGCACAGAAGCCGCUUUAGGAGUCGCGCGGUUCAGAGCCGUCGCUGCUGCCUGCGGAUCCGCUCCUAGAGUUUGACUAACCGCGCUCUUGCUCGGCUCCCCGGGGCGCCGCGGAGAUGCUGUCCUGCCGCCUCCAAUGCGCGCUGGCCGCGCUCUCCAUCGUCCUGGCUUUGGGCGGUGUCACUGGUGCGCCCUCGGAUCCCCGACUCCGUCAGUUUCUGCAGAAGUCCCUGGCUGCUGCCGCAGGGAAGCAGGAACUGGCCAAGUAUUUCUUGGCAGAGCUGCUGUCUGAACCCAACCAGACAGAGAAUGAUGCCCUGGAACCUGAAGAUUUGUCCCAGGCUGCUGAGCAGGAUGAAAUGAGGCUGGAGCUGCAGAGAUCUGCUAACUCAAACCCAGCCAUGGCACCCCGAGAACGCAAAGCUGGCUGCAAGAAUUUCUUCUGGAAGACUUUCACAUCCUGUUAGCUUUAUUAAUAUUGUUGUCCAUGUAUGACCUCUGAUUCCUUUCCUCCAAAUCCCAUCUCUCUUCCCUAAACCCCCCAGUGCUCAUAAAUACCCUUGCAUUAGAAAUGGAAGACUGUAAAUACAAAAUAAAAUUGUGGUGAAAUUAUGAAAA
Molecule: messenger RNA, 627 nt
Organism: Pteropus alecto (black flying fox)
Lineage: Eukaryota; Metazoa; Chordata; Mammalia; Chiroptera; Pteropodidae
Gene: SST
Product: somatostatin
Exons: 2
Coding region: 126-476 (116 amino acids)
Biological process (GO): regulation of cell migration
Cellular component (GO): extracellular region
Molecular function (GO): hormone activity
Source: RefSeq, a predicted model, not a curated record